Juglans regia (Persian walnut) is the source of this 1056-nucleotide messenger RNA. RefSeq names its product ankyrin repeat-containing protein At5g02620-like. The record is from RefSeq and is a predicted model, not a curated record. The coding region runs from base 1 to 1056 and encodes 351 amino acids. The transcript has 4 exons. NCBI's taxonomy places the organism in Eukaryota, Viridiplantae, Streptophyta, Magnoliopsida, Fagales, Juglandaceae.
AUGCGUACAAUAGCCCAUCAAUUAGUUGAUCUCCUCUGGAAAAAUGUUCUAUUUUUGCCGGAGGAACAAUUCUCAAAGCUGGUCCGCGAGCAUUCCAGCUUACUUUUUAAUGCUGCAAGAUCAGGGAAUGUUGAGUUUCUAAUUAUACUCAUACGCUCCUAUCCUGAUCUUAUAUGGGAAGUAGACUUAAAAAAUCGGAGUAUAUUUCACCUUGCUAUUAAAUAUCGACAAGAGAAUGUAUUCAAUCUAAUAUAUGAGCUAGGCGCAAUCAAGGAUAUCAUUGCAUUAUAUGCAGACCAACACAAUAACAAUAUGCUGCACUUAGCCGCAGAAAUAGCUCCUUCAGAGAGACUAAAUGUCAUAUCAGGAGCAGCACUUCAAAUGCAAAAAGUGCUAUUGUGGUUUAAGGAGAUAGAAAAGAUUGUGCAGCCUUCUUACACGAAGAUGAUGAAUCUCGAUGAAAAAAAAGAAGUUGCAGAUACGCCUUCUGAAUUAUUUACGAAGACACACGAAGAAUUGCAACAAGCAGGUGAAAAGUGGAUGAAGGAGACAGCAAACUAUAGCCUGCUUGUGGCGACAUUGAUUGCCACCGUAGUUUUCACUGCAGCCUUCACCAUACCGGGUGGAAACCAUCAAGAAAUAGGCACUCCUAUUUUCUUAGAAAGCAAUUGGUUUAUGGCUUUCUUCAUAUCAGAUGCAAUUGCAUUGCUGUCCUCAUCGACUGCGAUAUUGAUAUUCUUGUCAAUUCUCACGUCACGUUAUGCAGAAGAGGAUUUCCUUCAGUCAUUACCUAAGAGGUUGUUGCUUGGACUCGCAGCACUCUUCAUCUCUGUUGCAGGCAUGGUUGUAGCUUUCUGCGCAACUUGCUUUUUGGUCUAUAAAAGCAAAAUGGCAAGUGUUCCAAUUGUUAUAAUUGGGCGAUCUGCGCACCCAGAUGCGUACCUAUCCAACAUGGCAAGUGAGGAUUUGAGGUAUAAGAUAGCGGCAAAAUCAGUAAACGUUCAAGUGAGAGUUGAAAUCUCUGAAACGGGAAAAGAUGUGAUAUAUUUUUCUUGA